This is a messenger RNA of Caenorhabditis sp. 36 PRJEB53466, 1475 nucleotides long. NCBI's taxonomy places the organism in Eukaryota, Metazoa, Nematoda, Chromadorea, Rhabditida, Rhabditidae. The record is from the annotation of a GenBank genome assembly.
AUGCGUCUGCCCGCUAGGGAUGGAAAACAGGCGAUUUUAGGCGCCUGCGCCUGUUUUUUCAUUCUGCAGACGCCUCACGGCGACCAAAAGUGUAGAAAUGGGCGUGGCCUAAUCUGAGCGCCUGCGAAAACAAGCGUUUUUGCGUUGAAAAAAAGGUGCCUGUUCUUCAUCCCUACUGCCCGCACAAACUGAUUCGAAUAAUCCAAAAACAUUACGAAACACACCGAUAACCGUGUAUUUCCCUGAACAUUUGCAGACGUCGACUACCCGGCGGUGAAUGGCUGGCCGACUGGAUUCGUUCCGAUUCCGAUCCAUACAAUUGAAGAUGCCGGGGAUCAUGUAGGCUCAUCGCUCCCUUUCAAAAUUACAUUACGACUUUCAGCUUCUGGACGUGGACAACUACUGUCCGCUUCAAGAUACCGUCUGGGAAUUGGCCAAGACAACUGACCUCGUGAAAAACUAUUUCAAUAGUUCCAACGUGACAGCUCUGAUGGCCAAUCUGACCAAUUAUUGUGGAGAGGACAUCAAUCCAGAGAACUUGUGGGUUCUUUUCAAUGCGCUCAAAAUUGAGGUGAGUUCCCUCAGUGCUCCAUCGAUAGAUCGCAAUUGAGAGUUUCAGCAACAAUAUUAUCCAGAUCAGUUCAAGACGUUCACUCCUUGGUACUCGGACUCCCUCUUCGAGCAGAUUGAUAUAGUGAAUUCACAAGUUCAAGAUUUUCAGAAUGGAUUGGGGUUGGAAGGUAGGUGCACGGUAGCCUCAAAGUCCGCAAUUUAUCGUAACAGGAGUCGUAGUAAAUGGAAUUGACAUCGGCCGAACUCUGCGGAAGAUUCGUGGCGGGACCCUUGUCAACGAUCUGUACAAUCACAUGAACCGGAAGACGGAAUGCCAGUCAUCGGUGGGAACUGAGUGCACUUACUCGAACAAUCUCAAGUUCUUCGCCUACUCAGCGGUAAUCCAAAUGUUAUCCAUCAUCCAUAGACCACAUUUACCUUCUUCCAGCACGAUACCACCCUCUACGCCCUCUUUUCUUUGCUCGGAGUUGCUCAUUUGGCGGUGCAACCCCGUGGAUACCCCCUGUACUCGGCGUGCGCUCUUCUGGAACAAUGGCAGGAUGUGCAGACGAAUCAGACGUACUUCAAAUUGAUUUAUCAUCGGAAUGAAAACGAUACGCUAGACAAUGUCAUCACUUCAGGUACCGUAAUCUUUUAAAGUUCUGCAGAUAGUAAAGGACUUUCAGGAAUCCCGGGAUGUGCUGGAAAUGAUUACUGCCCGAUAUCAGUGCUUAGAAACUAUUCAGAAGUGUUCCGGCCUGAUAUGGAAAUGAAAAAUGUAAGCUUUAAAAGCUUGACAUCUCAUUUUCCCGGUUUAAUUUCAGUGGUGCAACUUUGACAUCCUCAAGAGCUCCGCCACGUCAUCUCCCUUCGCUGCUCUUCUCAUCUUCGCUCUCUUUUACCUUUUUAUCAGACCUCAAUAA